AAAAUCAUCGAAUCUGUGUGGGUAGCUAGCUAACAAGGUUUUCCUCUGGCGGAAGGCGAAGGAACAUCGAAAACCCCAAAGCAGUACCUUUCUGAACCCUGACUACUCUGUUUCUUCAAUUCAUCGGGUAAGUCCCAUUAUUCUUUAAUUCUCACUUCACUUCUCUGUAAUGCCAUCUUUUCCCUCUCCGUUUUCCCUUAAGUUCUCUCCUUUGCGUGUCGUUCCGCCUUUUCGAGAUCGAAACCCUAGACUAUUUUCCGUCUCUGGGAUUUCAUAAUUAGAAUUCCAAACUCCUUUCUUCGAUAUUAAUAUUGGAAAUGAAAGCGCCAAAUACCUUUUUUGGUGCACAACAUAGAAGUUUUCGUGGGGUUUUCAACUUUUUGUGUGUCGGGGUUUUGUUUUUCUUCUUUUACAAUCGCGACGAUAUCAUUCGCAACCCGAUUCUUAGGCAAUCCUCGUAUUUUGUUAGCCACAAGUUGCCUCAAAAUGCGAUUUUGGGAGAUGGGUCUUCUGUGAUUCAUCGUCGAAUGGUUGAAAUCGGUGCCAAUACUUCAAGUGUUGCCGGUGAGGAUGAUUUAGGUGUGAGAGAUUCUGAAUUCUGUUCUGGGUUGGUCCACCAUGAUGGUUAUGCUAGUCCCUGUGAAUUCUUAGAGGUUCAUCCACAGUGCUCUUCUGAUGGAUAUCUUGAUUACUUGAAAUUUUUCUAUUGUACAUGUCAGGGUUUUAGAGUUUUUGGUUAUCUAGGGUUGGGUGUAUGGAUUGCUGCUUUGUUUUAUCUCUUGGGGAACACUGCUGCAGACUACUUUUGCCCUUCACUUGAGAGAUUGUCAAGGCUCUUGAAAUUGCCUCCAACCGUAGCUGGGGUUGUGUUGCUUCCACUUGGGAAUGGAGCACCUGACGUGUUUGCUAGUAUAGCUGCCUUUGUGGGUGCUGAAAGUGGUGAGGUUGGUCUUAAUAGUGUGUUGGGUGGUGCUCUUUUUGUUACCACUAUUGUUGUUGGAACAGUGUCGCUAUGCGUUGCGGAGAAGGAGGUUGGAAUUGAUCGAAGAUGCUUUAUAAGGGAUGUGAGUUUCUUUCUUCUUACUCUGUUUUCGCUGCUUAUGAUUUUGGUUGUUGGUAAGGUGGGUGUUGGGGCGGCCAUUGCUUUUGUAUCCAUUUAUUUUGUGUAUGCGUUCAUUGUUGCUGCCAAUGAGAUAUUGAGGAAACAUGCACAGAGAUUGAAAUUAGAUGUUGUCACACCAAUGCUUCCUGUCCAGGGAAGUGUGUUCUCUCUAGGCGUGGAAGAUGAUAUUCCGAUGUAUAGCUCUUUGCUUGAAGACACUGAAAGCGAUCCUCCCCGCCUUCCUCCAUCGUUGCCCCAGUGGAUGUGGUCUUCAAAUGUGGCAAUAUAUUCAAAUCAAACAAGCAAAAUGAGCUUUUUGGAUGAUGAAAGUCCUCCCUGGGGAUGGACUGAUGAUGGGUCUGGGGAGAACACCAGGGUGUCCUUCUCAGUUUCAAAACUUUUUCUGCUGAUGGAGAUUCCACUGGCUAUUCCUAGGCGAUUCACAAUUCCAAUGGUCAACGAAGAAGUAUGGUCAAAACCUUAUGCUGUCAUCAGUGCUUCAUUGUCUCCCAUUCUCCUGGGCCUUUUGUUUAGCACCAGAGACAAUGUGAGUAAUCAGGGUGUUAUUCUUUCUUAUUGUGUCGGUGUUGCUCUUGGAUGUGCAUUUGGUGUUCUCGCUUAUAAAUACACUGUAUCUGAUCAUCCACCACGUCAAUUUUUGCUUGCUUGGGUACUUGGAGGAUUCAUCAUGAGCAUAGUUUGGUUCUACAUAAUAGCGAACGAGCUUGUGGCUCUAUUGGUAGCAUUUGGUGUAAUUUUCGGAAUUAACCCAUCCAUCUUGGGGUUAACUGUAUUAGCAUGGGGAAAUUCAAUGGGAGAUUUGAUGUCAAAUAUUGCAUUGGCAUUGGAAGGAGAAGAUGGAGUUCAGAUUGCUUUAUCUGGAUGCUAUGCAGGUCCUAUGUUCAACACACUUGUUGGUUUGGGAAUCUCGCUGCUGCUUGGGGCCUGGUCUAAGAAACCCUCUUUGUACGUGGUGCCUAAAGAUAGUAGCUUAUUUUACACCAUGGGAUUUUUGAUCGCAGGACUGCUAUAUGCACUUGUUUUGCUACCUACAAAGAACAUGCAUCCUAACAGAACAUUAGGAAUGGGUCUCAUCACCCUUUAUGUGAUAUUUCUUUCUUUCAGGAUAUGCACUGCAAUGGGAUUUCUAACAGUUGCUGGUUGAAGUUGAUUUUAUCGCAAUGGAUCUAAAUGAGCAUGCUUUCUACAUCUCUCUUUGUAUUUCUGCAAUGGGAUAUCCAAAUUACACGUCAAUGGAAUUGACACUUUCCUUAUAGGGCCCUUGGUAUUUCUGUAGUCUAACAGUCUGUUUGUGAAUCAGAUCAUCUUCGUUUCUU
This is a messenger RNA of Vigna umbellata (rice bean), 2439 nucleotides long. It is a transcript of the gene CCX4, whose product is annotated as cation calcium exchanger 4. Gene Ontology annotation, cellular component: membrane. The record is from RefSeq and is a predicted model, not a curated record. Gene Ontology annotation, biological process: monoatomic cation transport; transmembrane transport. Gene Ontology annotation, molecular function: monoatomic cation transmembrane transporter activity. NCBI's taxonomy places the organism in Eukaryota, Viridiplantae, Streptophyta, Magnoliopsida, Fabales, Fabaceae.